CAGGCCCUAGUCGAUGUCACAUUGAUCUGCGAUGAACAAAAGCUACGUGUUCACAAGCUGGUUUUAGCUUCAAAUAGUAUAUACUUUGAGAUCUACUGAUGACUGAGCAGUGUUAUUAACAUUUUAUUGAAUGAGCUUUCAAAGAUGUCUUAUUCUUUCUUAAUUAUUUGACAUUAUUUAACUAUAGAAUUAUUUAUUGAUUAAAAGGACAUUUAAUUGUUUGCUCAUUUAAGUAAAGUAAUGGUAAUUUGGAAUUAUAUUUUUAUGAUCCGUAUUUAUUGGUUUUAGUGUAAUGAACAAAAUUUCUCGUACGUCAUUUUUAAGAAUACAAGGGAAGUUCCAUACAUACCAUUAUUAUAUACCAAAGAGAGAUUUUAUUGUAAUAUAUGUAGGAUUUAAGUAUAUACAAUUACAAAUGUGCUAUAUACGUACUAGUUCAAAGCCAAACAUAUUUUUUUACUAACCCAUUUUUCACUAGAAUGUCUACCAAACAUCAUUUUACAUUUAUAAAAAAAAGACUUUGGACUUUUUUUAUUUGAUAUAUAAACAGUGAUGUAGAGAAGAAAGGUAUUCUUAUUAUAUUUACUUCAAAAUUGGGAAAUAUAGUGUACUUAUAGUCGAACAAUUUUGCAGGGAUAAUAUAAAAAUUCAUAUAAACUAAAGAAAGCCUUGUAUAUCGGAAUUUCAGUAGUUCUUAACAAACAUUUGAAGAAACCAAGUUUGAGGGGCAUACAUUUUCACAACUUUCGAAGAACUUAGAAAGGAAAUACUACAACAAGAUUUGGGGCAAGAGCCAAUUAUACUUUUAAAAGACUUGGACUUUGAAAUUUUGAAGGCCAUGGUCGAAUUCAUGUAUUGCGGCGAAACUACGAUAUCUCAUCAGCAUUUAUCAUCGUUGCACACGGCGGCACAAAUUUUUAAGGUUAAAGAAUUGGUAUCUGUGAUCGAUACUAUUGUUGAUUCCAAGAACAUUUUGAAUGAUUUUGAAAGUUGCCUAAAACAGCAAAGAGGAGAUUGUAGUUUAAAAGUUGCAAACAAUUCGCACACAGAGGAUGAUUACGUCUGUGUUAGAUGUGAUAAGCUAAGCAUGGACGAGAAUACGACGGUCUGUGCAAGUAGCAAUAAUAACGAUAUAAGCUCAAAUAAGAAUCAAUCUUUAGAGAACGACAUGAUCGAAGGCACCGAGCACGAUUUAGAACACACUUUGUACGAAGAAUCGAGCGCUAUCGAUGCCAGCAAGAGAGAUGCGAUGGAUACAUUGUUCUCAACGUCUGAUGUAAAUAUAAGUAUACAAAGCGACACUGCUACCAAUACCGUACUUACACCCGUAGGUAUGGUAAACGAAGUACAAACCAGGUGCACAAACAGCAAUAGAGACAAAGCUUGCUGUCAUAGUCUCGAUUUCAAACCCAUCUUGUACGAGCAAUGCUGUGAUUUUUCCUGCGACGUUAACGAAAACGAUCAAACUUCUACACUGUCGCAAUCUUGCCUUCCACAAGUCGAAAACGACUUGGAGCGCUGUUCCGAGAGUAGCACAGAUGUUCCUAGCACGGUAGGAAAAUGCGUCAAGGUUUAUACGCCCAAACGACGUAGAUCCAUUGACGAAGUUCGCAAUAAGCUUGUACAUACGCAAUGCAAUUUAGUGCCAACUCCGCCGCACUCUACGGAUUCCAUAGAUUUACUAGACGAGCCGUCCGCUAAUGAUGUACCAGUUACUCUGUUGACUUCCUUAGAUAUGGAAAGCGCCGAAUAUAUCUUAAGCUUGAGUACAGAAAGCAUACAAUCGAUAGUAGGUGGUACUAUAAGCGAUCAACAUACGGUAAUCGGAUGUAGAGGAAUAAAUGUGGAACGAGAUGCCGCUAAGGAGCGACUAAAUUUCCCAACAAGUGACACGGAUUGCGCGAAACCGGUUCUAAGACGUAGCACGCGACUGAGUCAACAAGAGAGCGACGAGGCUGCGAGUCUUUCCUCGGGAAGCUCCUCGGGAACCGAGAAACCGUUCAAAAAAGGUAAUUCCCCCAACAGAACGGAAUCUUACGCGAGAACGAAACGCAAGAGGAAGGAGGAUCGUAAAGUGCCGGAUCACAGCGCAAUCGCGAGCGCAGUGCAAUCCAGCAAAAAGAGCUCCAACAGCAAGAAGACUAAUUCGAAAUUGAUAGUAAGAAAGAGUAACAAAUCCGCAUGUACAGUUGCCGCUAAUAAGGAAAGAGAAGAACCGAAGUCGAAAACGCAUAGUAGAUUUAAGACCGAAAAUACGGAGAGAUUGAUGACGGCGGAACAUCCCACCGCUUACCACUCCAAUGUAUGCAAGUGCAUAAGUCGCGCUUUGUGGGGCGAUAUGUCUGAUACGUUAGAUUAUUGGGAGAACGAGAUGGAUCUGCUCGCGUAUCCGUCCAACACCGAGAUUCCCUUCGCCGUCGGCUUGCUACCCUUGCGGACCGCUUUGGAAAAGAUGCAGGCAACGCCGGAUUAUCAACCGCGCAAAACGCGUUCGUCAGUCGCGCCGAUGAAGCAAGAUGCAGGUAAUAAUCUAAAACGAAAGUACUGCACACCGUUCGACGCUGUGGUACCGUCGAAAAAGCAAAACGGCAAUAACAAUGACGAGAGCCCGAACACCGUGUGUCACAUAGAGAUACGGACAGCACCGUCGCAAUGCGUAAAAAAUCGUAAACGAUUCCUUCCGGAUUCGAUUACGAGCCUGCCAGCAAAUGAACCGGCGUCGCAAAUGGCGAGCAAUAACGUGGGUUAGAAAUUUACUUGCAAUAAAACUGUUAGCUCAAGUAUGCCGUAUCGUAAUCUUGAAUAGCGUUAAAGAUCAUGAAAAGGCAGCGAAAUACCAGCGUCAGAUUCUCCUGUUUUUAAGCUUAACUGGUGCGAGAAUAAUUAAGAAUAAUAACUUAUUUUCCUCGCCAUUUAGAAUCCAUUCGUAUAACAUUUGAAUAUCUCGCAAUUUGUACAAUGAUAAAUGAUCUUAAUUUAAAUGUAAAUAGGAAUAUUUUUACGUACGUUUUUGCACGAACUCUUGCAGCCACAUAAUUAUAUUAUACCUUGCAAAUAAUUGUACUUCUCUUAAGCCAUUCAUAUAUCGUAGGUAAUUUCAUAUUUUUGAUAACGUUAAUUUAAUUGUAAUUUAACUUUAAAUACUAUUUGCAAUUGUGUAGAGAGAAAUAGAAAUGUUAAUAAUCCUGUUAUAUUUUCAACAAUGUUUAAAAUAAGCACUGUCCGUUCUCGUUUUGUAUAUUCGUAGCAAGUGCAAGAACAAAUUGUACGCAUGGUUAAAUUUUACCUAUUUAGCACAAUUGUUUUUAAUCAAAUUCAAAUGUAAUAUUUUUCUCAUCGCGCACAUGAUUUGAUCACACUUGAUUACAUAAGAGUAAAUAUGAUUAUUUGUGCUUGAAAACGUCUGAAAUUUAUUUUAAGCAAUACAAAAUGAUUAUGCGUGAAAAACGAUCUAUUUUUAUAAAUCUUUGUUUUUUAAUUAUACACAUUUGUGGAAAUAGCUCUGUAGAACAAUUUUAAGACUUUGUACCUUAAAGAGUAUAUAUAGCAGCAAUAACAUUUUAAUAAAAACUUCGUGAGUCAUAUUAGCGUAUAACUUAACAUAAAUUUAGAAAGUAAAUAGAAAGCAAUUUGUAACAGAAUUUAGCAAAUAUUGUGAUGAUAAUAAUUUAUUUGUCGUUUCAA
This is a messenger RNA of Temnothorax curvispinosus, 3684 nucleotides long. RefSeq lists its product as uncharacterized. Gene Ontology annotation, biological process: regulation of transcription by RNA polymerase II. Gene Ontology annotation, cellular component: nucleus. Lineage: Eukaryota; Metazoa; Arthropoda; Insecta; Hymenoptera; Formicidae. The transcript has 4 exons. The record is from RefSeq and is a predicted model, not a curated record. Bases 839 to 2749 code for a protein of 636 amino acids. Gene Ontology annotation, molecular function: protein binding.